UCCCAUUUCUGCAACCAACAUUCAUUCUUCCAAUACUAAUCUUAAAGAACCCGAGCUUUGAGAUGAAUUACUUCGGAAAAGGAGCCGUUCUCGUCUUGCUGCUCAUCCUCGCUGCUCAGGCGUUGGAGGGCCGUCUCCAGUCUUGCAACCCGAGUGGCAAAAUCAGAGGAAAGAAGCCACCUCCGGGGCAAUGCAACCAGGAAAACGACUCUGAUUGCUGUAAACAGGGGAAGCUCUACACUACUUACAAAUGCUCACCCCCCGUCUCUGGCAGCACGAAGGCAGUUCUCACCAUCAACAGCUUCCAGAAGGGUGGAGACGGAGGCGGACCAUCAGAGUGUGACAAUCAGUACCACUCUGAUGACACUCCAGUCGUCGCUCUAUCAACUGGCUGGUACAGCGGAGGGAGCAGAUGCCUCAACAACGUGACUAUAAGUGGCAAUGGCCGGAGUGUGACAGCAAUGGUGGUGGAUGAGUGUGAUUCCACCAUGGGAUGUGAUGAGGUUCACGACUAUCAGCCACCGUGUCCUAACAACAUUGUUGACGCCUCAAAGGCUGUCUGGAAAGCCCUGGGGGUUCCUGAAGGCGACUGGGGCGGCUUGGAUAUCACUUGGUCUGAUGCUUAAUGCUUGUUUAAAUGAUGUAAGGAUAUGUUGUAUCGCCUUGUAAAUCAUCUUAUGCUCGUAUGAAUAUUACUUUGAGUCUUGGUGUUCA
Messenger RNA from Salvia miltiorrhiza (redroot sage), 714 nucleotides. Its product is annotated as kiwellin-1-like. The coding region runs from base 63 to 626 and encodes 187 amino acids. Lineage: Eukaryota; Viridiplantae; Streptophyta; Magnoliopsida; Lamiales; Lamiaceae. The transcript has a single exon. The record is from RefSeq and is a predicted model, not a curated record.